Molecule: messenger RNA, 4603 nt
Organism: Sphaeramia orbicularis (orbiculate cardinalfish)
Lineage: Eukaryota; Metazoa; Chordata; Actinopteri; Kurtiformes; Apogonidae
Product: vang-like protein 1
Exons: 9
Coding region: 378-2006 (542 amino acids)
Biological process (GO): multicellular organism development
Cellular component (GO): membrane
Source: RefSeq, a predicted model, not a curated record
GUGUAUUGUACGUACCUCGGUGCCGCUUCCCUCUGUGGUCCUGCUCACCACAAUGGCCAGGCUCGUCUGAAGGAGCCUCCUCUGUCAGUACCUCCCGUACAGACAGACGCGCCUUACAGCAGCAGCAGCAGGGGUGGAGGACUGACUGGCACCGAGACGCGCGUCUGAGACUAUGACACACAUCUGAAGGAAGCAAAGGUCAAUGUGGCUACCAAAGAAGCUCUCUGGGAUUGUUGUCAGUCGUCGUGGAUUCCUGAGGCUUGUCUCUAUAGCAACCCAUUCCUCCUCCUGAGUACUGCUGCCAACUAACCCUGUCUGCCUCACCACCAGUCUCUCCUCGCCCCCCUGGCCAAUCGCCGGCUCUGAACUACGUUGGAAUGGACACUGAAUCGACUCACUCGGGCUACUCCUACCACUCCAGCCGCUCCGGGAGGUCAAACCGCCAUGGAGAUCGAAGCCGUGAGCGACACAAGGCCAGUAGUAAAGACAGCAGCCGCUCAGAAAGGUCUGUCGUCAUCAACCCCCCUGACACGCCUUCCCAGGAGUCCCCUGUUCACAAUGGAGAACCUCUGCCUGGGGAACCCACACCAGCAGAACAUGGAGAAGACACCCAGGAUGACAACUGGGGGGAAACUACCACAGCUGUGACCGGCACCUCAGAGCUCAGUAUUUCCCAGGAGGAGGUGGUCGGUUUGGGGAAAGGGAUCCAAGACCGGACCCAAGACUUUCGCCGUUACCUCCCCCUGGCCGUGGGCGUGUUUGUGGGGCUGCUGAUGGUGGCCACGCCGCUGGUCUUCCUGCUUCUCCCCGCUGUAAUGUGGCCGGACAGACUACAGGCUUGUGGCGCUGCUUGUGAAGGCCUCUUCCUCUCCAUCGCGUUCAAGCUCCUCAUCUUACUGCUGGCCAUCUGGGCUCUGUUUCUUCGACCAGGCCGAGCCAGUCUGCCCAGAGUGUGUGUGUACCGUGCCUUUCUCACCACCCUCACACUCCUGCUCACCAUGUCCUACUGGCUCUUCUAUGGGGUUCGAAUCCUGGAUGCACAGGAUGAGGACUACCAUGGUAUUGUCCAGUUUGCCGUCUCCCUGGUGGACUCCCAGCUCUUCGUCCACUACCUGGCUGUGGUGCUGCUGGAGCUCCGCCACCUCCAGCCCUGCUACAGCGUAUGCGUCAUUCGUUCCACAGACGGAGAAACACGCCAUUACAACAUAGGACAGCUCAGCAUUCAGAGGGCUGCUCUGUCCAUUUUGGAAUAUUACUACCGAGAUUUUCCUCUGCAUAACCCAGCACUCCUGUCUGCCUCAAAACACCGUGCUGCCAAACACCUGGCCGGGUUAAAGGUGUACAACGUAGAUGCUGCAGCCCCGGGGAACACAGCAGGGGCACAGCCCAGUAAUGGGAAUCAGUCACGGGCAAUGGUUGCAGCUGCCAACAAACGCAAAGACAGCGCCCAUAAUGAGCUGUACUACGAAGAGGCUGACUACGAGAGAAGAGUCCGCAAACGCAGAGCCAGGCUUGUGGUGGCUGUGGAGGAAGCAUUCACUCAUGUCCGGCGCAUGAAGAAGGAGGAUGAGCGUGCCACCCCGUCUGACAUCAUGGAUGUGCGCGAAGCCGCUCUGGCUGUAUUUCCUUCUAUGGCGCGUGCCUUGCAGAAAUACCUCCGAACCACUAGGAGGCAGCACUGCCAUAGCAUGGAGAGCAUCCAGAAGCACCUGGCCUUCUGCCUGGUCAACAAUAUGAGCCCAAAGGCCUUCCUCGAGGCCUACCUGUCCCCUGGUCCGACCCUGCAGUACGGCUCUGAGCGCUGGAUGGCCGACCAGUGGACUUUAGUGAGCGAGGCGUCCGUCACCAGCGGCAUUAAGCAGGGGACAGAGUUCCUCCUGCGGUGUCUUGACUUUAGCCUCGCGGUCACCGUCAAGGGCAUCCCUUACAUCCGCCUGACUGAGGAAUACAUCGACCCCAAGUCUCACAAGUUUAUACUGCUGCUCCAGUCGGAAACCUCCGUUUAACACACCCACUGUGGACUUACAGGACUGUUACAAAUAUACGACGGAUUUUUUCCAAAAAAAAAAAGCUUUUUGUACUGUUUUUUUAUACCUAUUUUGAUGUUGUUUUGUCACUGACAGUAUCUGAGUGUUUCUUUGUCUUUGUCCUGGGAGACAUGAAGUACAACAAGCUUAAAGUAAAGGACAAAAAGCCGAGAUAAUAUGCUUGGAUUUCUCAGCCCUGACAUUUCCAGAGCACAGUUCAGGUAUUCCUCUAUGCACUACAGACCUUCACUCAGUUUGUUCUUUCUUCUUUCAUUUGCAUGUGCCAGUGGGUGCCUGCUGGGGUUUUUAACUGAAAGACUUCAUGAUUUAGGAAAUGAGUGGUUCAGGAUGUGAUGUACAAGUGUAUUAACACGUUUAAGUUUGUGAGUCUGUGUGUACUGAACAUCCGGGGUCUGUCUCAGCCUGUCUCCUCUUUUUUUUUUUUAAGUGUCAUCUCGUUGACCUAAACAUUUCCCAAAAGCCUUGUUGCAAAGUGAUAAAAACUAAACCCUUUGCACCAAAACUGCCCCUUUUCACUCUUAGCAAGGAUUAUUUAACUCAUUUAUUACAAAUGUAUGUACAGUAUUUAUAUGUGAAUAUACUUUAUCAUUUAAUACUUUUUAUAUCAAAAUGUGCAUUUGCUUGAAUGAUUUUUGCAGCAGUGUAGUUUUUUUUUUUUUUACCUUGUCUGUGUGCGCUGUAUUUGUGGAGAUAACUGGACUGUAAAUAGCAGAAAACUUUGCGUUUUAAUUGUCAGACAAAUCACUGUAAUUCCUCAGACUGAAUGCCAACCACAGGACUGCAGAAUACAGAUGUCAUAGCCAACAAAAACAUCAUUAUGUUUGUACAGUUCAGUGGGGUCAGUGCGCACUGAUCUCCUUUUCAGCCAACAGUGAAAAAGACUGCACAGUUAGGUCAUAUCUGAAGGAGUUUUAGGAUCAGGAGGUUGACUUUUACACAAUGUAAAAUGACAAAACUGUCAACUUUGAGCUGUUUCUUUUUAGAACAUAAACCCCUUGAUUUUUUUUUUUUACUUUAAUUCCUUACAAAUAAGGUCAUGACAUAAACUUAUGCAUAAAACUUCCAGAUGAAUCAGACAAAGCAUAAAAUAAGCAGUUCAGAACAAGUUAUGGCCCACAGUAAUUAAGUGUUGGAAGUUUCACAAAAUGUAAUGAAAUUAUUUAAAUUUUGUUAUUGCGGUGAGGGAGAAUGGAUCUUAUCUUUUUCUUUAUUUUGAUCCACAACUUCUCAUUCACUAUAUGGACAAAAAUAUUGGGACACAACGCAUCUACAUCUUGUAACACUUCCCAUUCCAAUUGACCUGAAUGAUUAAAAAAAUUACAUGUAUAUAUGCAUUUUUCCUAAGUUUAAUGGUUGGUUUCCUGAGUGACAGUUGCAGAAACCAGAUGGUUAGUUGUUGGUUAAAAUGAUUAUUUAUGGUCAGAACAUGAUAAAUAUCCCUCCACAAAUAUUUAGCAGUAGAACAUAAACAUAUUUCAUUAAAAAAAAGAGAAAAUCAGUGUAGAAUAGAAUGAAGUAAAAACAACUAUGAAGCAUUUUGAAAGUGCAGAUGACAAUGUCACCAAAAUUAAUCCUAAGUACAAAAUAAAAAUACUUCUUUCAAUGAUAUUCAUUGCCAUGUAAAGUUAUAUUAUGACACUUAUCAUUACUGUGUUUAAAUCCAUUCUCCUUCCCAAUACAUUUGUUCAUAUAGUAUGACAUUAAGCAAAUAAAACAACACUGAAAUAAUAAUUUUUAUGUCAGUUGAUGUUUAACUAAUAAACUACAAAGAUCCCAGUUUGGAUGUGACUGAAAGGUAUCGACACAGAACUAAAUAUUUGCAGCCAGCAUUUCAUGAAAUAUUUAUGUUGCAAAAAGUGGGCCUAAUCUUUUUUGAUUAGUUCUAAGAGUAUUUGGUUAGAUAUAAAAUACUUCAAAUAAGAGCAGCUUUACUUAAAUCCUGCAAGGAUUCUGUGUCAUGAAAAAAAAUCUGUGUUGUAAAUCAGUUCACUCAAGCCAGCAAAUCUUUAAAUAAGUGUUAAAACUCAGAGGUUAGUGUGAAUUAACUCAACCAUAUGGUCAGUAUUUCUGCAUCAGUAUUUCAUGAAUAUCACUUUGCUGCCCCCUGUCUUUAAAUAUUGGAACAGAGACUUGAUUUGACUAUCACCGCCUGUGUAUCUGUUCUUUUGUCGGUUUAUAUUUACAGCGUUACUAUCGUCAUUGGCAGUGCAGUUUGUUUGGGACUUAAAGAGCGCUGAUGGUUGUAAAUAGUUUUUCUUCUCAGCUACACAUGUGCCUCAGUUAUACAUGUUUAGGAUGUGCUCAGCAUACAUGUGCAUUUUUAACCUUCACUGUGUGUAUGUGUGUGAGAGAGAGACAGAGAUGGGUGGGGAGGGGAGGGGGUCGUAGUGGGAAAAAAGAAAGAAAGUAAGAAAGGGAACAUUUAGAAGAAAAAGUUCAUUUCCCAGUGGUCAUGAAGGCUGUAUGUGGUUUUUUAUUUUAUUUUAUUUUAUACAGUCAAACAUGUAAAAUGAAUGCGUCUGUGUCAUUUGUACAAAAUAAAUAUUUGUAUUGAC